AUCAACAAGAGGAACAAAACUUGGAAAAAAAACUUGUGCACUGACUCUUAAAGGAGAAAACCAACCUUCUCGUUUAUUUUGAUUAUUAAGAUCUAAUCCUAGUUCGUUUUUUAUAUAAUCUUCAAAGUCAAAUGUUAAGCCUUUGUGAUCCAAAGAAAAGAUUGGCGGUGCGAGCAUUUUGUAAAGCACAAAGGUGUGUGCGUUUACCGAACAACAACACAGAACUUACAUUUAUGGGAAAAGCAAUUGAAGUUCCGCGCCCAAUUUCUGCUUGCCACGAACAUACUGGUGCUUAUGCUUCUGCUACGUCUUUGGUUACCAGCAUUCGAACAAUGGUCGUAGCACGUCGAAAAUGGCUCUGCUUGUCAACUAUAGCCGCACUACUCCUUGCUCGUAGCAGUUUAGCCAACGACUUGUCUGAGUCGACAAGUAGCAGCAGUAGUACACCAGACGAUCAGCAUGUUUUACAAGCCCAAGUUGAACACCAUGACUCUAGUUCAACUGUUAACCCUGAAGAGCAAGGUCAACUGUUGUAUCGAGUCGCUUUACAAUACCUAAACGCCAUCGAAAACAGCGCGUCAACGUCCACCAAAGCGGAUCACCAACUUGCGAUUACCAACGGUAUAUUCGACUCGGUUUUAACAGCAGUUAGGACAGUAGUAUCAGGAGUUUGGUCAGGCAGCAGUAGUGACGAUGACAACGACGUAAAAAGCAACAAUAACCAUAACCAUGAAAAGACCACCACGACGACAAAUGCGCCUCCAUCUGUACAAAACGACGAUCGGCUACGUAUUGCAACAACAAUGUUGGAAAAAGCCGGCAUGACCUAUGGCAACGACGACGCGCUAUUCUUGCUUGCAGAUAUUAAUUUCUAUGCGAAAUAUACACACCCGCGCAAUUACACGGCCGCGUUCGAUUAUUAUUUCGAGCUUGCUGCGGUUGGUAACGCAACAGCACAACAAAUGGUUGGAUUCAUGUACGCGACCGGUAUUGGAAAUGUUGUCGGACGAGAUCAAGCCCAAGCAUUAUUAUACCAUACGUUUGCUGCUCACGGUGGCGACACCACUGCAGAAAUGACUCUGGGCUAUAGACAUCUCUUGGGUAUCGGGACGGAGCAAAAAUGUGAAGAUGCCAUCUAUUACUACCAACGAGUAGCAGAGAAAGCAAUCAACCAUUAUCUUUCCGGUCCGCCUGGGGGCUAUGCACCGCCAUUGCCGAAGAUCCGCCUUUCAGAUGAAGUCGGUGGUGUUUAUGGAUAUGGCGCAAGUGUGAUGACAGAUAAACGAUAUCGGCCAAACAGUGCAACAUCCGAGCGGACAGUCAGUAUUGAAGAGGUGUUACAAUACUGGAGAUAUUUAGCACAAACCAAAGGCGACUUUGAAGCACAGCUUAUGCUUGGUCAAAUAUAUUAUCAAGGCACUCGUAGUAUACCGCAAGAUUUCCAAGAAGCACAUUACUUCUUUGAACAAGUGGUUGACAAGCUUCCGACAGGAAAAAUUACAGAAGCAUUCCUGAACAGCAAACGUGGACGAGCAAUAGGUCAAGCUGCUGGAUAUCUGGGCAAAAUGUACAGAAGAGGAGAAGGUGUGGAUGUGGAUCCAGAAACGGCGUAUCAAUGGUUCUAUUUAGGCUCAGAGCUAAAUGACUCGAUCUCACAAAAUGGAUUGGGCAUGAUGCAUCUAGAAGGUGUGGUAGUACCCCAGAGUCGCGAUAAAGCAAUUGACUAUUUCAAACGUGCAGUCAAGCAGGACAAUCCUGAUGCUCAAGUAAACCUCGCUAUUGAAUAUGUGAAUCAAGAUAACACGAUCCCCAAUGCUAUACGACUAUUUACGCUGGCAGCAGAAGCCAAACAUCCUUUAGCGCAGUGGUACCUGGCGCAGCUUCAUCAAGCUGGCAUCGGACUAAAUCCUUCGUGUCAAGUAGCGGUUUCGUUUUAUAAAUCCAUUGCUGAGCGAUGUGAUUGGCAUAACCCAACUGUUGAGACAGCUUAUGAUGAUUAUAUGAAAGGCGAUAUGGAAGGAGCAUUACUCCAUUAUAUGCUUGCAGCUGAACGUGGUUAUGAAAUUGCUCAAUCCAAUGUUGCCUACAUACUUGAUACAGAUACCCAGCUUUUGAACAUAAAAAACACGUUUGGCUUAAUCGAAUCACCGCCACGGGAUGAGGAUUCUGAAGAAUACGCACUUAUCUAUUGGUCUCGUUCAGCAAACCAAAACAACGUGGAUUCCCGGGUGAAAAUGGGCGACUACUAUUUCCGCGGUAUCGGCACACAAAUCGAUUAUGAAAAGGCAGCAGCAUGCUAUCGGAUAGCGGCAGAGAUUGAGCUUUCGCCAAUGGCCAUGUGGAACUUGGGCUGGAUGUAUGAGAACGGACUUGGAGUGUUGAAAGAUUUCCAUUUAGCCAAGCGAUCGUAUGAUAAUGCCUUAUCCAUGAAUCCUGAUGCAUACCUGCCUGUAAAACUUUCAUUGGCCAAACUGUACCUGCGAUACUAUUGGGGAUGGAUUACACGGACAGAGAUUGGCCAGGAUCUGACACACGAAAACAAAGCAUCGUCAGGGCCUGAUGGUGCUGGAAGCGGGGAUAGCGUUGAGGGCGAUGGCAGCAACGCUGCGGGAAGAGCAAAGGAUCAUGCAGAUACUGCUGCAGCUGCAGUUGCCGCAAAGGCAGCACAGGAUGCAGCCCGUCGCCGUCAAGAAAUUGAGGCGUAUGAAUACGAACGAGCACAUUGGGAAAUCAGUUCAGAAGAAGAAUUGCGACGGAAAUAUAGCAAACAUCUCAAGCGACUGGAGCGAGAAGAAAGCGAUGAUUUCAUGGACCCGAGCUUUGGUCGUAGCGAUUACUCGGACGACGACGAUGACGAUGAUGACGGGUAUUCCGAAGAAGACGAACUGAUUGAGAGCUUAAUGAUUCUGGGUCUCUGUCUCUUGGUCGGUUGGCUAGUCUAUAUGCGCCAGUUCCGAUUUGGUAACAACAAUAACAAUAACAUAAAUAACAACAACGUUGUGAAUAAUAAUAAUGCAGACAAUUCUGCAGCUGCUGCUCAAAGACACUCCCGGUCUCCGACGGCGCCUAAUCAUCAUGAUCCAUCACAAUCACAAGGUAUCCCAAACAAUCAGUAGUGUGUUCCCCACCUCCCACUUUUCUCCCUAUUUCUAUCAUCAUUGCCGGUCAUUGUAAUUUUCUUUUCUCUAUAAACCACCUCAUCUUUACUCCUCCUACUUUUUUCCUUAUAUUGGAUUACCUACUGCAAGAAAUAUAUAAAAACAUCACAGCCCAAUUCUUACUACAUAACUGCAGUGCACUGACGUGCUUAUCAACAAGGCUAGUUUUUUUACCCUAGUACGCGUUCUUCUGGGAUCAACUGUCAUGGAGUGAUACAAUUUCAACGACAACAUCUCUCAUUCGGUACUAGCUGUAUUUAUGGAACAUCGCCUACGGUGUAGAUCCAUCCAUAGCAUGCUUCAAA
Molecule: messenger RNA, 3463 nt
Organism: Zychaea mexicana
Lineage: Eukaryota; Fungi; Mucoromycota; Mucoromycetes; Mucorales; Lichtheimiaceae
Exons: 11
Coding region: 132-3116 (994 amino acids)
Biological process (GO): ERAD pathway
Cellular component (GO): endoplasmic reticulum membrane
Molecular function (GO): protein binding
Source: RefSeq, a predicted model, not a curated record